AUGACCGAGGUCGAACACGCGCCCGUGGACGUGAGCCCGACGCAAGACGGCGGCGUCUUGAAGACGAUAAUCACUCCAGCCGCGGACGACGCUCGAACGCCCGAGACGGGCGACGAGGUCCGCGUGCACUACACCGGAACCCUGCUCGACGGCACGAAGUUCGACAGCUCUCGUGACCGCGACGAUGCGUUCACGUUCACGCUCGGAAAGCAUCAAGUGAUCAACGCCUGGGACGUCGGCGUGGCGACGAUGAAGAUUGGCGAACGGGCGAAAUUUGAGUGUCGGGCGGAUUACGCGUACGGUGAUCGAGGCUCGCCGCCGACGAUCCCAGCGAACGCGACGUUGGUGUUCGAUGUUGAAUUGUUGUCGUUUGAUUCCCAUCGAGAUUUGUGUAAGGAUGGUGGGGUGAUGAAGGAGGACGUGACGACGGCGACCGGGUUCGCCACGCCGAAGGGACGGGACGAGGUGACGGUGACGUACGACGUGAAGACGCGCGAUGGAGAGAGUGAGAUCGCGGCUGAGCAGAGCAUGACGUGCGGUAUCGAUCAGUUGCCGUGUAAGGGGAUGCAGGUGGCGGUAAAGAAGAUGAAGGCUGGGGAAAAAGUUCGAUUGACCAUGACGUCUGAGUACGCCGCCGGUUUGCCGGGCGCGGCGUCCGCGGACGGCGCCGUGGUGACUUUUUCCCUCGACGUGAUUCAUACCGUCGAGGACGUCACCGGCGUCGAUGGCGCGGUGAAAAAGAUUUUGGUCGACGGCGAGGGAUACGAGAAGCCGAACGACGGGGCGCAGUGCGAGAUCGAAUACGAGAAACGCGCGUCGAAGGGCGGCGAGGUUGAGGAGACCAAAUCCCUCCAAGUCGUCAUCGGCGACGAGCACAUUUCGGACGAACUCGAGAGUGCGAUCAUGAUGAUGAAGCUCAAAGAGAAGGCCCUCGUCACCAUGGCCGACGGUACGGAGUACACGGUGACGCUGGCUAAGAUGGAACGCGCCAAGGAACAGUAUGCGAUGAACGCCGCCGAAAAGCUUGAAGCCGCGGAGAAGUACAAGGCUAGCGGUAACGACGCGUACAAGAACAGCAAGUUCGCUCGCGCGACGAAGAAAUACGCCGCCGCGCUCAAGUUCGUCGAGUACGACACGAACUUUUCCGACGAGGAGAAGCAAGUGAGCAAAAAGCUCAAGCUGAGCCUCAACUUGAACUCAGCCGCCGUUGCAAUCAAGACCAAGUCCUGGUCGAGCGCUCGCAAGUCCAGCGAGAAGGCGCUCGAGCUUGAAUCGGGUAAUGAGAAGGCGCUCUAUAGACUCGCCCAGGCGUCGAUGGAGUUGGACGAGUACGAUGAGUCUCGUCGUUGCUUGAAGAAAAUUUUGGAGGUGGACGAAGCUCACGCCGAGGCGCAGCGCAUGAUGAAUCGUCUCAAGGCUCUGGAAGCUCGUCAAGCCAAGAAGGAUGCCAGAAUCUUCGGUGGUAUGUUCAACAAGAUGGAUCUGUACGACGACGUAAAGGUUGAUGCGAAGACGGAGGCCGAAAAGGAGGAGACGUUCGUCACGGAGAUGGAGGAGCAGGCGAAAACGGAAGCUCCGCCGAUGGACCAGCCGCUGGCUCCGGACGCGGGCGAGCCGAUGUCGUUGCAGCACGCUUAA
Messenger RNA from Ostreococcus tauri, 1638 nucleotides. RefSeq names its product Peptidyl-prolyl cis-trans isomerase,FKBP-type,domain. Gene Ontology annotation, molecular function: peptidyl-prolyl cis-trans isomerase activity; protein binding. Bases 1 to 1638 code for a protein of 545 amino acids. The record is from RefSeq and is a predicted model, not a curated record. The transcript has a single exon. NCBI's taxonomy places the organism in Eukaryota, Viridiplantae, Chlorophyta, Mamiellophyceae, Mamiellales, Bathycoccaceae.